Molecule: messenger RNA, 6292 nt
Organism: Galeopterus variegatus (Sunda flying lemur)
Lineage: Eukaryota; Metazoa; Chordata; Mammalia; Dermoptera; Cynocephalidae
Gene: HEATR1
Product: HEAT repeat containing 1
Exons: 42
Coding region: 94-6060 (1988 amino acids)
Biological process (GO): maturation of SSU-rRNA from tricistronic rRNA transcript (SSU-rRNA, 5.8S rRNA, LSU-rRNA); positive regulation of transcription by RNA polymerase I
Cellular component (GO): t-UTP complex; small-subunit processome; 90S preribosome
Molecular function (GO): snoRNA binding
Source: RefSeq, a predicted model, not a curated record
UCCGGGACAGGGCUGGACGGCUUGGUACCAUGUGGGAGCUGCCGUGAAGAGUUGUCGGCUCCCUGUGUCUUUAGAAAUCCGCUGGCGUGAAAGAUGACGUCCUUAGCCCAGCAGCUGCAGCGACUCGCCCUCCCCCAGAGUGAUCCCAGCCUCUUAUCCAGACAUGAAGUUGCUUCUCUGCUGUUUGACCCCAAGGAAGCGGCCACCAUCGACAGGGACACCGCCUUUGCCAUCGGAUGCACAGGACUUGAAGAGUUGCUUGCAAUUGAUCCUUCCUUUGAGCAGUUUGAAGCACCGUUGUUCAGCCAGCUAGCAAAAACCUUGGAGCGCAGCGUUCAGACCAAAGCAGUGAACAAACAGCUGGAUGAAAACCUUUCAUUAUUCCUUAUUCACUUAUCACCUUACUUCCUGCUUAAGCCAGCACAGAAAUGUCUGGAGUGGUUGAUUCACAGGUUUCAUAUCCAUCUUUAUAAUGAAGAUAGUCUCAUUGCUUGUGUUCUGCCAUACCACGAGACAAGAAUAUUUGUGCGGGUUAUACAGCUUCUAAAAAUUAAUAGUUCAAAGCACAAAUGGUUCUGGUUGUUACCAGUUAAGCAAUCUGGAGUGCCCUUAGCUAAAGGAACUUUGAUUACCCACUGCUACAAAGAUCUUGGAUUCAUGGAUUUCAUUUGUAGUCUGGUGAUGAAAUCUGUGAAGGUUUUUGCUGAGUAUCCAGGAAGCUCGGCUCAGUUGCGGGUGCUCUUGGCUUUCUAUGCUACUACCAUCGUGUCUGCUCUAGUGGCUGCGGAGCACAUAUCGGACAACAUAGUCGCCAAACUAUUUCCAUAUAUCCAGAAGGGAUUGAAAUCAUCUUUGCCAGAUUACAGAGCUGCAACGUACAUGAUAAUAUGUCAGAUUUCUGUGAAAGUGACAAUGGAAGAUACCGUUGUUAAUUCAUUGGCAUCACAGAUCAUCAAAACAUUGACCAAGAUUCCCUCUUUGAUCAAGGAAGGAUUAGGUUCCUUGAUAGUGCUCCUGCAGAGACAGAAGCCUGAGAGCCUUGGGAAAAAGCCGUUUACUCACCUGUGUGAUGUUCCCGAUCUUAUUACAAUACUUCACGGCAUUUCUGAGACAUAUGACGUCAGUCCUCUUCUGCGUUACAUGCUUCCCCGUCUGGUUGCUGCCGUCAUUCAUCACGUGUCAGGAGAAGAAACCGAAGGGAUGGAUGGUCAAAUGUACAAGAAACACUUGGAAGCUGUACUCACAAGAAUAUCGCUGAAGAGCGGCUUGGACCGCUUGCUGGCAAGCCUUCUUUUUGAAAAGUAUAUUUCAUAUACUUCACAGGAAGAAAUUGAUUCUGAUAAAGUAUCUUUACUUAAUGAACAGUUUCUUCCACUCAUCAGACUUUUAGAAAGCAAAUACCCCAGAACAUUAGAUCUUGUAUUAGAGGAACACCUAAAAGAAAUUACAGAUCUAAAACAGCAAGAACUUUUUCACCAGUUUAUUUCUCUUUCUACAAGUGGUGGAAAGUAUCAGUUUUUAGCAGAUUCUGAUACCUCUUUGAUGCUCAGUCUGAAUCAUACACUUGCUCCCGUGAGACUUCUGGCCGUUAAUCAUCUGAAAAAUAUGAAAACAUCAAAGGAGGGUAUUGAUGAGUCUUUCAUAAAAGAAGCUAUUUUGACCCGAUUAGGUGAUGAUAAUGUAGACGUCAUUGUGUCAGCUCUAAGUGCUUUUCAGAUUUUUAAACAGCACUUUAGUUCAGAAGUGACUAUUUCAAAUCUUCUGAAUCUCUUUCAAAGAGAAGACUUUUCAAAGAAUAGAGAAUGGUACAAGGUACUUGAGAUAGCAGCAGACAUAUUAAUUAAAGAAGAAAUACUAAGUGAAAAUGAUCAGUUGUCAAAUCAGGUGGUUGCACAUUUGCUGCCGUUUAUGGUCAUCAGUAAUGAUGAUAUGCAAUCUGCUGAGAUGAAAAUUGCUAUAUAUUUAUCAAAAUCAGGAAUUUGCUCUCUGCACCCUCUAUUAAGAGGCUGGAAAGAAGCUCUUGAGAAUGUGAUUAAAAGCACAAAGUCAGGAAAACUAAUUGGUGUAGCAAACCAGAAGAUGAUCCAGGUGUUGGCCGACAAUAUAAAUUCAGGAGAUCCUUCCUCCAUGUUAAAGAUGGUGGAGGAUUUAAUAAGCGUUGGUGAAAAGGAGUCCUUUAGCCUGAAGCAGAAAGUGACAUUUCACGUGAUCGUGUCUGUGCUCGUCUCUUGCUGUUCACCUUUAGAAGAAACUCAUUUUCCGUUUGCAAUAAGAGUCUUCAGUUUGUUGCAGAAAAAAGUAAAGAAGCUUGAAAGUGUUAUGACUGCAGUGGAAAUCCCCUUGGAAUGGCACUUUGAACUGAUGGUCGACAGAGGGAUACCAGUGGAGCUCUGGGCGCAUUACAUAGAACAGCUCAACAGUGCCCAGAGGGUUGCUGUGGAGGACUCAGUUUUACUUGUAUUUUCCUUGAAAAAUUUUAUUUAUGCACUGAAGGCUCCUAAAUCUUUUCCUAAAGAUGAUACAUGGUGGAAUCCUGAACAGCUGGAAGAAGACAGCAGAGACUACCUGCGCUUGCUUAUUGGGGUCUUUGAGUUAAUACUCGGGGGUGUUGAUACCGUUCAUUUCAAGGUUCUGAUGAAACUUUUUAUAAAGGUACAUCUAGAAGAUGUUCUUCAGUUAUUCAAGUUCUUUUCUGUUUUAUGGACCUAUGGUUCUAGCCUUUCAAAUCCACUUAACUGCACUGUGAAGACAGCACUGCAGACUCAAGCUCUUUAUGCAGGCUGUGCAAUGCUCUCUUCGCAGACGACAGAGCAUAAACGACAACUGGCAUCCGUAUCUUCUCCAGUGGUGACAUCUCUACUCAUUAAUCUGGGAAACCCGAUAAAAGAAGUUCGUCGGGCUGCCAUUCAUUGUCUCCAGGCCCUCAGUGGAGUAGUGUCCCAUUUUCAUCUGGUAAUAGGUCAUUUGGUUCCUAAAGCGGAGGAGAUCACCUCAGAUGCCACCUAUGUAGUUCAGGAUUUGUCUGCUUUAUUUGAGGAACUACGGAGAGAAAAGAAAUCAAAAUCUCAUCAGAACUUGUCUGAAACUUUGAAAACCCUACUUUAUUGUGUAUAUAGUUGCCCAUCUUAUAUUGCAAAAGAUUUGAUGAACAUACUUCAGGAAGUCAGCGGUGAAGUGGUGCUUUCUCAGCUAUUGCCUACUGCUGAACAACUACUAAAAAAGAUCCAGAAGGAGCCCACAGCUGUCCUGAAAGAUGAGGCCAUUCUUUUGCAUCUCACUCUGGGAAAAUAUAAUGAAUAUUCAGCUUCCCUUUUACAUAAGGACCCAAAGUGUCUAGAUAUAUUUAUAAGAGCUGUGCACACAACAAAGGAACUUUACACAGGAGUGCCAACCACUCAGAUCACAGCCCUCGAAAAGAUUACGAAACCAUUUUUUGCAGCUAUAGCAGAUGAAAAAGUUCAGCAGAAGCUUUUGCAAAUGUUGUUUGAUUUAUUGGUGAACUGUAAAAACUCACAUUGUGCCCAGACUGUUAGCAGUGUUUUUAAAGGGAUUUCCGUUAAUGCUGAGCAAGUCAGAGUAGAACUAGAGCCACCGGAUAAAGCUAAAGCCUUGGGCACAGUUCAACAAACAAGAAGGCAGAAGAUGCAGCAGAAAAAAUCACAAGAUCAAGAAUCUGUUCAGGAAGUUGGAGGGUCUUACUGGCAAAGAGUAACCCUCAUCCUAGAAUUACUGCAGCAUAAGAAGAAACUCAAAAGCCCUCAGAUAUUGAUACCAACUCUUUUUAACUUGCUAUCAAGGUGUUUAGAACCUUUGCCACGAGAGCAAGGAAAUAUGGAAUACACCAAACAGUUAAUUCUUAGUUGUCUGCUCAACAUCUGCCAAAAACUCUCUCCAGAUGGUGGCAGAAUACCCAAAGAUAUCCUAGACGAGGAGAAGUUCAAUGUGGAAUUGAUAGUUCAGUGCAUUCGCCUUUCAGAGAUGCCCCAGACACAUCACCAUGCCCUUUUACUUUUGGGUACUGUUGCUGGAAUAUUUCCAGAUAAAGUUCUACAUAAUAUUAUGUCCAUUUUUACAUUUAUGGGAGCCAGUGUCAUGCGCCUGGAUGAUACUUACAGUUUUCAAGUUAUUAACAAGACAGUGAAAAUGGUUAUUCCAGCCCUUAUUCAGUCUGGUAACGGAGACUCUGUAGAAGUCACAAGAAAUGUGGAAGAAAUUGUCGUAAAGAUCAUGAAUGUGUUUGUGGAUGCACUGCCGCACGUGCCGGAGCACAGGCGCCUGCCCGUCCUCGUUCAGCUGGUUGAUACACUGGGCGCAGAGAGGUUCCUCUGGGUUCUCCUCAUCUUGCUUUUUGAGCAGUACGUCACUAAAACAGUGCUGGUGGCCGCCUGCGGAGAGAAGGAUGCUAUUUUAGAGGCGGACACUGAAUUUUGGGUUUCAGUCUGUUGUGAAUUUAGUGUCCAGCAUCAGAUUCAAAGCUUGAUGAAUAUCCUGCAGUACUUAAUAAAGCUGCCAGAGGAAAAAGAGGAGCCCAUUCCCAAAACAGUGUCUAGUAAGAGUGAACCCCAAGAAGGAAUGCUACAGAUUUUUAAUGUAGACACUCACACUAGCAAGCAGCUGCGGCAUUUUAAAUUUUUGUCAGUGUCCUUCAUGUCCCAGCUCCUGGCUUCCAAUAAUUUUCUCAAAAAGGUCAUUGACGGUGGUGGUCCGCAGAUUUUAAAAGGCCUUGAACAGAGGUUGCUGGAAACUGUUCUUGGCUAUAUUAAUGCCGUAGCACAGGCCCUGGAAAAAAAUGCAGACAAGCUGACUGUGAAGUUCUGGCGAGCACUCCUCAGUAAAGCCUACGACGUGUUAGAUAAGGUCAACGCCUUGCUGCCCACAGAGACAUUUAUCCCCGUGAUCAGGGGACUGGUGUGCAACCCCCUCCCAUCCGUUCGCCGGAAAGCACUGGAUCUUCUGAAUAACAAGCUGCAGCAGAACGCACACUGGAAGGAGAAAACUGUUUAUCGUUUCCUAAAACUGGUCCCGGUCCUUUUGGCCAUUGUGCAAGGAGGAAAGGAGGCAGAAGAAGAACAAGCAAUAAACAGACAGAUGGCUUUGUAUACCCUAAAACUUCUGUGCAAGAAUUUCGGUGCAGGACAUCCGGAGCCCUUUGUCCCUGUGUUGGACGCUGCAGUGAACCUGAUCAGUCCAGAAAGGAAAGAAGAGAGGAACGUCUUGGGAAGUGCCCUGCUUUGCGUAGCAGAGGUGGCCUCCACCCUGGAGGCACUGGCCGUCCCUCAGCUUCCCAGACUGAUGCCCUCGCUGCUGGCCACCGUGAGGAAUACCAGCGCGCUGGUCUCCAGCGAGGUCUACCUGCUCAGCGCCUUGGCUGCCCUGCAGAAGGUGGUCGAGACUCUCCCACACUUCAUCAGCCCCUACCUAGAAGGUGUUCUGUCCCAGUGUGCCCUGUUUGUUUCUACCGUGAAAGGUUUCUUAAUCCUCAGGUGUCUUGCAAAGCAGAAUUCCUACAUUGCAGUUUCUUUCAUUUUUCCUUUUCCCCCAUCUACAGAUGAAGCAUUUUUUGACUCUGAAAAUAACACUGAAAAGUGCUGCUUGCUGCUGCAGUUUAUUUUGAACUGUUUGUAUAAAAUCUUCCUCUUUGAUACCCAGCACUUCAUAAGUAAAGAGAGAGCAGAAGCCUUGAUGAUGCCUCUGGUGGACCAGCUAGAAAACAGACUUGGAGGAGAAGAGAGUUUCCAGGAACGGGUGACAAAGCAGCUGAUCCCAUGCAUCGCACAGUUUUCAGUGGCCAUGGCAGAUGACUCGCUUUGGAAACCACUGAACUACCAGAUUCUGCUGAAGACGAGAGACUCCUCCCCUAAGGUUCGAUUUGCUGCUUUGAUUACCGUGUUAGCACUGGCUGAAAAACUAAAGGAGAAUUAUAUUGUCUUGCUACCAGAAUCCAUUCCUUUCUUAGCAGAAUUGAUGGAAGAUGAAUGUGAAGAAGUAGAGCGUCAGUGCCAGAAGACGGUUCAGCAGCUGGAAGUGACACUGGGAGAGCCGCUCCAGAGCUACUUCUGACCUUUCCUCCUGGGACUUCAUGCCUGGUUCAGAGUUCACAUUUGUUUUUCAUAUUUUUAUUUUUGGCUGUUUGGUGCCAUGUUACUUUUGGUGCCUUAACACCUAUUUGGACUUAAUGAAUAUUUAAUCACUAGUUUACAAAAUUCCCACCUGGUUUGUGCUGCCACGUAAGCCUCUCCUGCCAACUGUAUGGAGCUGCAGAAAGAGUAAAUGAUACAUGGAGUUUAUUUUA